Molecule: messenger RNA, 4461 nt
Organism: Asterias rubens (European starfish)
Lineage: Eukaryota; Metazoa; Echinodermata; Asteroidea; Forcipulatida; Asteriidae
Product: nodal modulator 1-like
Exons: 28
Coding region: 43-3666 (1207 amino acids)
Cellular component (GO): endoplasmic reticulum membrane
Source: RefSeq, a predicted model, not a curated record
AGUAUUUUCUACCUGAAAAUACACAGCAGAGACGCGUAGAAAAUGGGCGGUUUGAGGCGUUUUUUAAUAGCAUUAAUUUGCUGUAUUUUUGCUGUCUCUGAAGCAGAUGAUUUCCUUGGCUGUGGUGGUUUCGUCAAGUCAGAUGUUGAGAUAAAUUUUUCUCGCAUUGAGAUUAAGCUUUACACUAAGCAGGGUGCGUUAAAAUACCAAACGGAUUGUGCUCCUAACAAUGGAUACUUCAUGAUUCCAAUUUACGACAAAGGAGAUUUCAUCUUGAAGGUCGAACCCCCAUCUGGUUGGAGUUUUGAGCCCACUAGCGUUAAUUUGCAUAUUGAUGGAGAGACGGACGUGUGUAGCCGAGGAGAGGACAUCGACUUCAAGUUCACUGGAUUUAUGUUCAGUGGAAAGGUACUUAGUAAGGGCCAGUUAGAGGGUCCUGCUGGUGUGGCCGUAUCGUUACAGAAGAGAGGCAGCGAAGAGAUCUUAAUGCAGUCACAGACUUCUUCUGGAGGAGGGUACGUCUUCAAGCAAGUUCUCCCAGGGGAUUACAUUCUCAAGGCAUCCCAUCCAAAAUGGUCCUUUGUGAAGCACGCUUUGCCAGUCACAGUAGCAAGGGACAGCAGCGCCCAUGCUCCGUCCAUAAUCGUAUCCGGCUAUGAUGUCACUGGUCAUGUGAUGAGCGAUGGAGAGCCAAUCAAAGAUGUCCAUUUCUUGCUCUUCUCGGACGCUGUUUCAAAGACGGAUGUUAGCCAGUGUGAUCCAGCGCCAGUUAAAGGUUACACCCACCCACAAGGGAAAGUCCCACUAUGCAGCGUCACAUCCAGUCAGCAAGGCCAAAUCUCCUUUAAGGCUCUGCCCACGGGAAAAUAUACAAUGGUUCCAUUCUACCAGGGUGAGCACAUCACCUUUGAUGUUAUCCCAUCAUCCAUGGACUUUCUAGUCAAUCAUGACAGCUUGACUCUUCAGACAACAUUCCGAGUGGAAGGAUUCUCAGUAUCUGGACAAGUCUUAGAUGCUGAAGGGGGUAAUCCUGUUGCCGGGGCAAAGGUCAAACUCCAAGACAGGUCAGAGGUCAUCACUAAAUCCGACGGUACAUAUGAAUUGGAGAAGAUCAAAUCAGGGACGUACGUUUUAUCAGCGAGCAAGGAGCACAUUUUCUUUGAGGGGCAGACGAUGAAGAUUAAUCCCAACACGCCUCGUCUUCCAGACAUAAUAGCCUCAAGUUUCAGCCUUUGCGGGCGCAUCAUUAUCGAUAAGCUACCAACAACACUGCCCUCUAGUGGUCCAAGAAGGGUUAGUCUCAUCCCAGAAGGAGGAUCAGCAAAAGAUACUGUUUCCAUGGCAACGGAUAAAGAUGGCGCUUUCUGCUUCAAGGUGAAACCAGGCAGUUAUGUUGUGCAGCCAACAGUCAGCCAGGAGGAAGCCGCAGCUGGUCUGAAAGUCAUUCCUGCCCAACAGAAGGCGCUUGUCAAGAAUGCGCCGACCUUUGACAUCAAUUUCUCUCAGUUCAAAGCAGACAUUAGAGGUGUCAUCAAAUGUAUAGACGUAUGUGGGACUCUACAGAUAACGUUACAUACUGACAGUGGUGUAGAGGAGAGACCACCAGCUCAUGUAUCCCAACAGACUAAACAAGCUUCAUUUGUACUCAAAGAUGUCCUGCCAGGAAAAUAUAAAGUGAGCGUUAUCCAGAAUCAGUGGUGCUGGGUGAAGACGUCUUUGGAUGUUGAAGUGACUGAUGGUGACGUGACAGCAUUGGAAUUCCUACAAACAGGUUACAUGCUGCAGUGUCACGUUUCUCACCCCAUUGCAAUCUUUUACCAUCACAGCAAGUCACCCAAACAACCCAAGCAGCUGGAUUUAACCAAAGGCCUGAACCAGUUCUGUCUGGAUAAAUCCGGUUCCUACAAGCUGUCACCGGUUUCUUGCCACCAAUUUGAACAGGAGAUGUACAGCUUCGAUACCGCUUCUCCAACCAUGCUAACACUGACUGCAGUCAAACAUCUGAUUACUGGCUCUAUUGUUGCUAAGCAACCAUCUUCAGAUAUCUUUGUCACAAUCAAAUCUUCCAUUGAGACGGAGCCGUUAGUUCGUCUCGGACCUCUCAAAUCAAAACAAGAGCUUGAGAGAGAGGCUAAGAAGAAGACCAAACCAGCCAAGACUGGGAAUGAAACAGAGCCUGGAGACGAGACUAAGGAGGUUAAGGACGAUGGACCUAGUAUUUACGAGUUUACAUACUGGGCAAGGAAUGGAGAGAAAAUUGAUGUGACACCAUCUUCACAAGUUAUUUUGUUCUAUCCUGGCAAGGCACAAGUCGUCAUACAAAGCAGAGAGGACUGUCUCGGCCAAGUGGUUCAGUUUGAAGGUCGUGCCGGGGUCUUCCUCUCAGGUCAUGUCAAACCGGGUCUUGCAGGGGUCAAGAUAUCGGUCGUAUCGAGGUCAUUAGAGACACAAGAGGUCAAACCGGUUAGUAAUGUCGUCACUGCAGACAAUGGACUCUACAGAAUUGGUCCCCUAUCGGACAUGUCUGAGUAUGAGGUACAGGCUGCAUUAGAUGGUUACAUUCUGACUAAGAUGGAAGGAACUACGGGAGACUUCAAAGCCUCUAAACUCGGAGAGGUCACUAUUGAGGUGAUUGAUGAGGAGGGCCUCCCACUCCAGGGGGUGCUACUCUCACUCAGUGGUGGGAAAUUCCGCAGCAAUAAUUUAACGCAGGCUAGCGGUAGUCUGGUGUUCACUGGUCUGGGAGCGGACCAAUACUAUCUACGCGCUCUGAUGAAGGAAUACAAAUUUGAACCCGGUUCUCAGAUGAUUAAAGUUGAGGAAGGGUCAUCCAUCAAACUAAAGGUCAAGGGGUCAAGGGUUGCAUUCAGCUGCUUUGGUGUUGUCACUUCCCUCAACGGAGAACCAGAACCAGAUAUUUAUCUCGAGGCUCAAGGAAUUGAUAAUUGUGGAGAGGUUUUAGAGGAAAGUAUGACCGAUCCAGAAGGGAAAUUUAGAAUCCGAGGACUCCAGCCGGAGUGUUCGUAUGAGCUGAGACUAAAAGCAGGUGAUUCCAACAGUCAUAUAGAACGAGCUGCUCCUAAAACACAAUCUAUCAAGGUCCAAGGAAAAGAUAUUGAUGAUCUACAGAUUAUAGUUUUCCGUCGAUUGAACCAGUUUGAGAUAGGGGGAAAUAUUGUCACCUCUAGCGAAUAUUUGGCAACAUUGAAGAUUCUUCUGUACAGUGAGGAUAAUUUAGUGUCUCCUUUACACACUCUGUCACUCGGUAUCAGUAGUUUCUUUCAGUUCCCUCCACUUCUUAACGACGGUGCGAGAUACGUCCUGCGUAUAGAAUCGUCGUUAUCCAAAUCCAGUUACGAGUUCACGCUACCAGAAGCUAGUUUUAGUACAGGAGGGUUUUUCAAACAUAUCACACUACAGUUCAAUCCACAGCGUCGCUCUGUGGACCAAGAAGUAUCAAGCGGUUCCCAUCUAGCCUUGCCGCUGAUUGUAGCUUUAAUUGCAAUCGGAUUCAACCACGCUAAGGUUCUACCAGUACUUCAACAAUUCAGCCAAUCAUUAAAGACCUUUAGUCAACCGAGCAUAAGUGAAGUUCGAGACGUGGGCGGAGCCGGCGAACAGGAUACUAGAUCUAUUAAGAAGAAGCCUAAAACACGAAAAACAUAAUGAGAGGGAACCAGACUAAAAUUUUAGGACUAAAAAAAUGAAGUAAUUUGAAGAAAAGAAAAAGAAGCAAUUUUGAGGCCUGGAUUUUGAAAUGGUGAAGUUACAAUCAAGUCAGGUUUUCGGAGACGCCAUGUAAUGAAUCACUUAAUGAGCUGUGGUGGUUUUGAAAAGAACCAGUCGUUUAACAACUUGACGUUUAGAUCAGUAUGCGCUGAUCGUCUUCACAAGGCAGAGUAGAUUUGUCUGGGAUUGGUUUAUUGGUCCUGUAAAAGUAUUGUGUGCAGCUUGAUGACACAUUUUGACUGUAUAUUUUGUCGUGUUGAUUGAAUAUGAACAUUGCAAUGUUUAUAAUUGGUUGUUUUUUAGAGUUUUAAAUGUUUGAAAGUCUUAUUUUGUAGGAUGAAUGGGUGUUGAGAUUUUAUCUGUGUUGCAAUUAUUUCCUCUGUACCUCAUACAUAUUUAUGAGGUUAAACCAUUUACAUAUUUAUGAGCUGAUACCAUUUAUACAUAUAUGUGAGGUCAUAACAUUCUCUGAUUGGCUAAGAAGUCAUAGCCAUACAGAGUUUGAUGGGGGUGGACAGGGUGGACUUUGUAAAACUUUUAGCGUUGAUAUAUCUGCAGAAGAAACCACAAAAAUAAGGGAUAAUAUAUCUAUAAGGUUCUCAAGGUUUGGUUCAGUGGUUAGACUGCUUGACUUGCAAUUUUAUGGUUGUGGGUACGAAUCCCCAAAGCCAAACUGAUAAUUUCACAAUGACUAGAGUAAGUAUUGUCGUCUAGUUAAAGGCAGGCCUCAUG